GUCAUGAACACGGCUUUUUACUAACCUGCCACGUUAAUUAUCCUAGCGUGUUGCUUACAUUCUAACCUGCUACUAAAGUCACUACUGGUCUAGCUGUACUCAAUCUAAUUUAGAACCUAUGACCGUGCCUAGCUAGCGAACACCUGCUAGCUUCUCACACACAAGGAUAUUCUCUUCUAUCAAACUCCGUAUUGUUUCCUCACACUCCCCCAAUCUUCCCUUGAACUCAGAGCCUUCUUCUCCAACCUCCGUGAACCGAAUGUGAGUUGCAGUAGGCAUACUCUCUCCCAAUUGCUCAAAGAGUUCACUGUCACCAAAAUCUACCUCCGCCAUCUUCGCUCUUUCGCUUAACGUACUCCCGCAAGAGCGUUGAUUGGUUGUUUUAUGUCACAUGUUCAGGAUGUUUCCUUUCACCAGCAUUUCUCUUGUCGUCAUCAACAUUAAAGCAUGAGAGGACCUGCGGAAUAUUACAAAAAAGUUGUUCAAUUGCUGUAACUAACUUUCUGGUUUAUAAUGUCAACAUUCACAACUAUCCAGUUACCGCGUUGGGAUGGUGGCAAGCUGAAAGUUCGCUUCAUAUACUUGUCAAAUAGAAGCUCUUUCAAAGUGACGAGCUGUCCUAUCGAGGGAUCAAUGGUUCCUCUCUUUUUAGGGGCUGAUCUCUUCUCAAACACUGAUAUCCGCACAGAGAACCAUCCCAGAUAUCAUGCAAAGUUUGCAAAGAAAGGAUUGGCAACUAAACUAAAUUUCUCCUCAGCUUUUAGAUUCCAUGGACUGAGGGUACCCACUGCCAACAAUUGCAUGUGGUUCUACAGCAUCCAAGGUGUUUUUCGAGUGGCAUUUGAAAUGUAUAGUAAACAAGAGCAGCUCUCUGUGUUGGAGAACUUUCAGGAGAUAUGGAAGUCUCGCCUAAAUGACAUCCCACUAAAGAUGAACUACAACCUGAGUGUCCAGCUGGAUCCUCCACCACCCCAGAUUGUUGUGGAGAUGUAUGACCAAGACCUAAAGCUCAAACUGAUGUCCCAGAAUCCCCAAGUUUACCCAUCUCCAUCUGUGGAAAUCCCAGAGGCAGACACAGGCACUUCAGGUGACACUUCAGCAGACCACGAUUACUGCGUUCUGCCAAAUGAGAGUAUGUCAGCACAGCCAGUCCAUCUAUGUCCCUCCAUCUUAAAUCAAAAACUGCAGGGCUUGGAGGAAAAGCUGAGCUCUGAGAAACAGCUGGGGACCGACCAGCAGGAGACCAUACUGCUUCUGUUGGAGAGCAUUGAGCGCUGUGUGAGCAGGCCCCUGGAGGAGAGGGAUGUGGCGGACAUUGUACUAGCUCUGCUAGAGGCUCGGAAGUGGGGCUCUGUGUACUCCAGCCACCUGCUUCACUCUAUAGGCUGCUGGCUUGGCCAGCAGUUCCAUGAAGCCAACAGUAGUAUCAGCCAGCAGGUAGAGGGCUUCAAGGUGCGACACAUAGAGCGAAUCACAGAUCUGCCACCUGCAGAGGAACUGGCCUCAGAGCUUUUUCCAGAGGCCAUGCGAACACUGCUGCUCCACUGGAUGGGUCUGAGUGAUGACUCAACCCUGUGGAAGAGACAGAGUGAGUACCCCAUCCUGCUCCUAAUCCUGGAGUUUGCCAACCACAACCUCAUCACUGGUGUUGCACAUGUGCUUUACUCAAGUCUUAAGGUGAAUUUAGAUUAAGUACCGAAGAAAGUAAAACUACUGUUGUAAAAAAAACUACUCAAGUAAAAAUUACUGAAAAGUAAAUGAGUUACUUUUCAAAUUAAAACAUUGAUUUAAUUGAUAAUUAGCCAUUUUUUUUCCACCCAAACAUUGUUACCAUAGAGACCAUGUUGAAUUUCUAUUAUUAGUAUUCUAGUUCCUAAUUUGUUACACAUGAUCUUUUCCAUGCAAUUACUUUCAAAGAGGAAUUUAAUGUAAAAUCUCAUUAGAAAUGAGGUGUUGUUUUUGGUGUAACAGUAAUGUUAUAGGCCUACAUUUACAUUUACAUUUAAGUCAUUUAGCAGACGCUCUUAUCCAGAGCGACUUACUAUGCUAUGGUAUGUAUUAUAGUCGGUUCUGUUAUGUAAAAUGCAAAUGAUCAAUGUGAUCUUGCAAGACAUUGAUUCAGCUUUGAUCUAACAUUUCUAAAUGAGCACCAUUGUGAGAAGUGAUCUUGUAUUUGUAAUAAUAUGAGUAUGACUAUUAGGCAUAGGUAAUAGAUCUUUAUGAGAUGUAAUUUUAAGCAAUUGGAGCACCCUUCAUGGUGCUGAAAGUACAGCGCCAGGGUUGCACUGUUGGGGCAAAAUGGUUUUGUUAGUCUAAUGCCAUGUAAAUGCUUGAAUUGAAUAGUACUUUACACUAGUAAUUGUCCCUGCUUAUGGCUGAUUCCUGGAACAAGUUUUAUUCAAGCAAUUUACCCAGACAAAAAAAGUCCAUGAUUUGUGGGAUUUUCACAAAAUGUAGUCCAUAGAAUAGUUGACAUACAGUGCAUUCGGAAAGUAUUCAGACCCCUUGACUUUUUCCACAUUUUGUUACGAUAGAGCCUUAUUCUAAAAUUGACAAAGUCAAAACAGGUUUUUACACAUUUUUGUAAAGAAAAACCUCACGUUAACAUGUAAUCAGACCCUUUACUCAGUACUUUGUUGAAGCACCUUUGGAAGCGAUUACAGCCUCGAGUCUUCUUGGGUAUGAUGCUACAAGCUUGGCACACCUUUAUUUUGGGAGUUUCUCCCAUUCUUCUCUGCAGAUCCUCUCAAGCUCUGCCAGGUUGGAUGGGGAGCGUCGCUGCACAGCUAUUUUCAGGUCUCUCCAGAGAUGUUAGAUUGGGUUCAAGUCCGGGCUUUGGUUGGGCCACUCGGGGACAUUGAGACUUGACCCGAACCACUCCUCUGUCUUGGCUGUGUGCUUAGGGUCAUUGUCCUGUUGGAAGGUGAACCCUCGUCCUAGUCUGAGGUCCUGAGCGCUCCAGAGCAGGUUUUCAUCAAGGAUCUCUCUGUACAUUGCUCCGUUCAUUUUUCCCUCGAUCCUGACUAGUACCUCAGUCCCUGCUGCUGAAAAACAUUCCCACAGCAUGAUGCUGCCACCACCUUGCUUAACCUGGCACCAUCCCUAUGGUGUUCUCUAGACGUGACGUUUUUCAUUCAGGCCAAAAAGUUCAAUCAUGGUUUCAUCAGACCAGAGAAUGUUGUUUCACAUGGUCAGAGUCUUUAGAUGCCUUUUGGCAAACUCCAAGCGGGCUGUCAUACUUUUUUACUGAGGAAUGGCUUCUGUCUGGCCACUCAACCUUAAAGGCCUGAUUGGUGGAGUGCUGCAGAGAUGGUUGUCUUGGAAGGUUCUCCCAUCUCCACAGUGGAACUCGAGCUCUUGUCAGAUUGACCAUUUGGUUCUUGGUCACCUCCCUGACCAAGGCCCUUUUCCCCCGAUUGCUCAGUUUGGCAGAGCGGCCAGCUCUAGGAAGAGUCUUGGUGGUUCCAAACCUCUUCCAUUCAAGAAUGAUGGA
This is a messenger RNA of Oncorhynchus gorbuscha (pink salmon), 3493 nucleotides long. RefSeq lists its product as uncharacterized. Bases 514 to 1692 code for a protein of 392 amino acids. NCBI's taxonomy places the organism in Eukaryota, Metazoa, Chordata, Actinopteri, Salmoniformes, Salmonidae. The record is from RefSeq and is a predicted model, not a curated record. The transcript is spliced from 4 exons.